Molecule: messenger RNA, 414 nt
Organism: Xylaria bambusicola
Lineage: Eukaryota; Fungi; Ascomycota; Sordariomycetes; Xylariales; Xylariaceae
Exons: 1
Coding region: 111-377 (88 amino acids)
Source: RefSeq, a predicted model, not a curated record
UGUUGUGUUCUUGUGUACUAAUCUAAGGACUAGGGUAGUUAUCUUAAGACUUAAUGGAAAGAAACAAUCAGGUUCAAAGGUGGUUUACUCAGCUGCAUCUAUAGCCGAAAAUGCAGUGGGUUUCUUUCCUGAUUUACCUCAGGUUAUUCGUACGAAGCCUCACAGUGAAAUCAUGCGUUGGUACGUUAUGGUUAGCUAGCUUAAUUUUGUUCAAGGCAAUGUCUCUGUGUAAUGCGAGAAUCGAAGAGAAGAGCAUGCCACAUCCCUUAUUAGUAACGCCGACACUUGCUCUCACUUAUUCUCCUGCUUCGUUUUCACAUUUUCUGGUGAUUUGGCCGUCCUCGACGUCGAUCACGGGGAUGUACGAUCGACGUUAAGAGUUAGGGGAAGAAUUGGGGGGGAAGCGUUAAGCUA